UAACGUCUUCCUAUACUGUGAUCAACCCUACUGUGUGAAUCUUUAACCGAGCUCAAGUCACAGUGUCGCCUGUUUUUCAGCGUUAAAUCCGUGCAUCUUGCAUUUUUAAACGCCGUGAUUUUUUUGCGAGUUGUAAAAACCUACAGCCAUGCCUAAAAGGAGCAAAGCGAACAAUGAUGCUGAAGUCACUGAGCCUAAAAGAAGGUCGGAGAGGUUGGUGAACAAACCUACACCCCAAAAGGCAGAACCUAAGCCAAAGAAGGCGCCUGCCAAACCUAAGAAAACAAAGGAACCCAAGGAGCCCAAGGAGGAGGAGAAGAAAGAGGAGGUGCCCGCAGAAAACGGAGAAACAAAAGAUGACGAAGAGGCAACGGAAGACGCCGACAAGAAGGGAGAAGACGGGGAAUAACUUUGCUGAGGUCUCAUCUUUUACCAGCACUCCCUGUACCUCUUUUCUUGUACAAUUCAGGGGAAUAUUUUUAU
Rhinichthys klamathensis goyatoka is the source of this 483-nucleotide messenger RNA. RefSeq names its product high mobility group nucleosome binding domain 1b (gene hmgn1b). Gene Ontology annotation, molecular function: nucleosomal DNA binding. Bases 149 to 409 code for a protein of 86 amino acids. The transcript has 6 exons. The record is from RefSeq and is a predicted model, not a curated record. Gene Ontology annotation, cellular component: chromatin; nucleus. NCBI's taxonomy places the organism in Eukaryota, Metazoa, Chordata, Actinopteri, Cypriniformes, Leuciscidae.